CCUCGUCGUCACUGUAAAGCUUAGAUUAAAGUCCGGUAGGUCGCGGCCGAUCUCCGCUCUCCACUUCAUCGCUUCCUCCGAUUCCGGCGAUCCAAACCGAAUCCGGCCGAUUCGAGGCGGACCGGGGAAGAGGAGAGGAGGCUAGGGGAGAUGGACCAGGUGUUGAACAAGGUGGGGAGCUACUGGUUCAGCAAGAGGGCCACCAAGGAGAUCGACUCCAUCGGCGACGACCUGAACUCGGUUUCUUCCAGCAUUGGCGGAGGAGCUAAAUGGAUGGUGAACAAGAUCAAAGGGAAGCUGCAGAAAGCAUUACCCGAUCUUCUCAAAGAAUAUGACAUGCCAGCAGGCCUCUUCCCGCGGGACACAACUAAUUACGAGUUCAAUGAAGAGACAAAGAAGCUGACGGUUUACAUCCCGUCAGCUUGUGAUGUCGGGUACAAGGACUCGUCGGUGGUCCGGUUCUUCACCUGUGUGACUGGCUACCUUGAGAAGGGAAAGCUUUCCGAUAUCGAGGGCAUGAAGACCAAGGUGCUUGUAUGGACCAAGGUGACCUCCAUCAAGACGGAGGGCUCAAAGGUCCAUUUCACUGCAGGCAUGAAGAAGACCCGCAGCCGCGAUGCCUAUGAGGUUGUCAGAGAUGGUAUCAUCAUAGACAAGUUCUAGAGCAUACCUGGUCUGAGAGGUGCAAUGUAAUUACUUAGAUAUACUUUCUCGGCUAGCUUACAUUGAAAUCUGUUGUGCUAUCCAUCGGCCUAUUAACCAACUGUGUUGCUGACAUACUCCCAUCUAUGACUUUCUCUAUAUCUUCACAAUUUGGUGCU
Hordeum vulgare subsp. vulgare (domesticated barley) is the source of this 821-nucleotide messenger RNA. RefSeq lists its product as uncharacterized. The record is from RefSeq and is a predicted model, not a curated record. NCBI's taxonomy places the organism in Eukaryota, Viridiplantae, Streptophyta, Magnoliopsida, Poales, Poaceae. The transcript has 3 exons. The coding region runs from base 151 to 663 and encodes 170 amino acids.